GCCACGAGGGUUGCCGAGUAGAGCCGAGUAUACCCGAGCGACGAGGAGGAUCAGCUGACUGCCCUUCGAACAGAACGCUCGUCGUUUCAGGGAAUCAAACAGGAAGAAAUAACUGAUCGGCUUCUGAUCGAUCAGGCGGAACACGGACAUGCCGUCGCUUCUGUUCUGCGGGCCGAAGAUGGCCGCGUGCGGGAUAGUGAUCAGCAUCUGGGGCGUCAUCAUGCUGGCGAUGCUCGGGAUCUUCUUCAGUGCGAAGUCGGCCAUGCUGAUCGAGGACGUCCCGUUCACCGAGGCCGACAUGCGGAACGAUAAGAACCCUCCUCAGGUCAUCUACGGUCUCUACAACCAGGUCGGCAUCAACUGCUUCAUCGCCGCCGCCAUCUACGUGGCGGUGGGCGCCGUCUCGCUCUGCCAGGUCCGACUCAACAAGCGGCAGGAGUACAUGGUCACAUAGACGACCUUUGACCCCCCCCCACAGUGUCGCGCCACUUCCUCUUACGACCGACCAAUCGGCAGUCUUUUACAUCUGUUUGGCUCCGAUUUGAAGUGAAGUCGGAAAAAAUAAUUUAUUUUAAAGUUACAAACUUUUGAUGUUUUGUUUGUUGUUGUGAUGUUUGUUGUUGUUGUAAACGUUACAUUCCUCUUCGUGAAGGUUCACUUUGCCUUCAGAACUUGUUGCAUUUAAUUUGUUAAUUUACUAGAUUUUAAUUAACAAGGAAACAAAUAUAUAAAUGAGUCAAAGAUUAAAAAGACUAAAUAAAGAGUUUGAUGGUUUUUAUUUAUUUAGAUCGAGAUGUUUAUUGUGACAAGUUAUGGUGGAAAAUCCUUUGCAAUAAAGUAUGUGUGUAAAGUCUCAA
Messenger RNA from Cyclopterus lumpus (lumpfish), 857 nucleotides. RefSeq names its product ribonuclease, RNase K b (gene rnasekb). NCBI's taxonomy places the organism in Eukaryota, Metazoa, Chordata, Actinopteri, Perciformes, Cyclopteridae. The coding region runs from base 149 to 454 and encodes 101 amino acids. The record is from RefSeq and is a predicted model, not a curated record. The transcript has 3 exons. Gene Ontology annotation, molecular function: RNA endonuclease activity.